Messenger RNA from Colletotrichum fioriniae, 291 nucleotides. Lineage: Eukaryota; Fungi; Ascomycota; Sordariomycetes; Glomerellales; Glomerellaceae. The record is from RefSeq and is a predicted model, not a curated record.
AUGCUCAAAUACCCGCAGCUUGCCCUCGACGUAAUGGAAGCAAGCUUGGAUGCUCUGUCUGAGACCCAGAAAGAUCUCGUCGAGGCACAGGAGAAGAUCUCUGAUCUUCGAGCUCAGGGAUUCAGAGCUGAUGAUUUUUGGGUCGAAGAUGAGCGUGAUAGAGAGCGUGCUAGGAAGAGAGAAAGAGAGCGUGAUCGGGAGAGAAGAGAAGCAGAGGCGGGGAGCAAGAAACGGAGUCGCUCCUCUUCUCAUAUUGCUCAACAGUACCGGGAAUUAGAAGGGGAGAUCUAG